CCCGUGUCUUUUAUUAGAAAUAAAAUAUGACCAAUUUUUUAUUUUUCUUAAAGUUUGAAGCCAUUACUGACUCUGACAAGUCUGAGUUGUCUAUUUUCCAUUUCUUUCCCGAUCAAAAUUUUCUUUGUUCAUGAAUGUUAAUGUCCAAAAAUCUAGUCCUUAUCUGUAAUAGUACUUGGAAUAUUGCUCGAUAGCUCAUAAAGUUGAGAUCGUUUAAGUUAAAUCAAACUAUAUUAUUGGCGAUUCAGUUUCUGUAGAUAUCAAAAGAAUUUUGAAUUUGAAUCUUCUUUUGGUAUAUAUAGAAUCUAGAGAUAGCUUUUCCACUUUUCGAAAAUGGUGUUUGACAACGAGGCAGGAUCUUCAUCUCAAGCUCUAAGAGCUCCGCCACCGCCGAGGGAGGACACACCCUUAAUCGGUAGCCACAAGUCAUUGUCGUCUCAAGGCAAGACCUUCGCUAAUGUGUUUAUAGCCAUAGUCGGCGCCGGCGUUCUGGGCUUACCGUACACUUUCAAGCGAACUGGUUGGGCGUUGAGCCUCCUUACGAUGUUGGGCGUCGCCGCUCUUACCCACCACUGCAUGAUGCUACUGGUCUACACCCGCCGAAGACUCGAAUCCAUUGAUGGGUUCUCGAAGAUAGCGUCUUUUGGAGAUUUGGGUUUCACCGUUUGUGGCUCUUUUGGGAGGUUGUUAGUUGAUAUUCUUAUUAUCCUCGCUCAAGCUGGGUUUUGCGUUGGAUAUCUAAUCUUCAUAGGUAAUACUAUGGCCAAUCUCUUAACUUCACCGACCACAUCUAUGAAAACGACGAUGACCCUUUUGAGCUCUAAGAUUUUGGGGUUGAACCCCAAGAGUUUUUACAUAUGGGGUUGUUUCCCUUUCCAAUUAGGGUUGAAUUCGAUUCCAACGUUGACCCAUCUCGCCCCUUUGAGUAUUUUGGCUGAUGUGGUUGAUCUUGGAGCAAUGGGUGUUGUGAUGAUAGAGGAAGUUAUCGUUUUGUUGAGCAACAGGCCUGUUGUGAGGGCUUUUUCAGGGUUUUCUGAGUUUUUGUAUGGCUUAGGGGUGAUUGUUUACUCCUUUGAAGGGAUUGGAAUGUGUUUGCCUUUGGAAUCUGAGAUGAAAGAUAAGAACAAGUUUGGGAAAGUCUUGGCCUUCUCCAUGGCUUUCAUAUCAAUAAUGUAUGGGAGUUUUGGAGCUCUGGGUUACUUUGCUUAUGGGGAAGAAACACAAGACAUGAUCACUGCUAACUUGGGUGCAGGGUUGAUUAGCAUCUUGAUCAAGGUUGGGCUUUGUGUGAAUCUAUUCUUCACUUUACCUAUAAUGAUGAACCCAGUUUAUGAGAUUAUUGAGAGGAGGUUCUGGGGUGGGAGCUACUGUCUGUGGCUGAGAUGGCUUUCCGUUUUGGUUGUGACUUUGGUGGCUUUGUUGGUCCCCAACUUUGCUGAUUUCUUGUCUUUGGUGGGCAGUGGCGUUUGCUGUGCAUUGGGGUUUGUUUUACCUUCUUUGUUCCAUUUUCUGGUCUUCAAAAAUGACACGAGUCGAACUGCAUUGUGGUCUGAUGUGACCAUUUUCGUUUUGGGCAUUGGUCUUGGAGUGUCUGGAACUUGGUAUGCUUUGCAAGAAAUGUUUGCUGUUAAGGUCUAGAAUCAAUCUGAAACGGGUUUUAGUUGUAAAAGCUUUUAGUCUUUACAGUGGAGUUGUGGCCUAUACCAGAAAACGACUCAUCAUUUGUAAAUUUUGGAUUGGUCGAGUUGUUAAACAAUAAAUGGGUUAUCUAUUGUAAAUUUUGAAUGUAUGAACAAUUUUAUAUAUUUUUGUUAUAAUGAAAGUAUGAAUUUCAAUCUAAUGAAUAAUUCUCCUCCUAUUUUUUCUUGGUGCAAAUGGGUGUCAUCUGUAGUAGCAAAUUAUGAAUACACGAACCUCAACUCACUAUCAAAGUCCAUAGGAAUUGAUUCUCCAUUUUACAUCUAAAGAAAUAACUCUUCCAGGUAUGAUACUUGUUCGGGUUAUAUAAAUAUCAUUUAAAAAAACAAUGGCUAAAAUAAAUUUAAUAGGAAAUAUUUUUUCACCCUGCUAGAAUGAACCUAGCCAAUAGCUCAUAAGGUCACUCUAGGGUGGUAUAAGAUGAUAACAAUUAGAUAACUAUUCAUAAUCUGUAUUGUUACUAAGUAGUAACAACAAAAUCAAUGGUUAUCAAGAUAAGAUCGAGUAACUAAUAAAGCAUAUGUGGUUAUAAAAAAAAAAACUAAUACAGCACAUGUUAAUAAUCACUAGUAACAACUGUGUUAAUUGUUGAUAUCAUUUAAAUUCUGAAUCACAAUCUUCGAUAUAAUUUCUGAACCAAUAUUAACUUUCUGAAACGAACACUAGGUUGACUAGUUUAUCAUGUAAAGGAAAAUUGAGGGAGAUGAACAAUGACAAACCUGACUGAUUGAGGUAGAGAGCUGAGCACUUUGUGGCAAAACAAAAGCCAAAAUAGUGAAUAUAAAGAGUCCCACAUGGAACGUAAGAUAAGAGGAUAGGGAGUAAGAGGGUAUAAAAUAUAAGGGAGAGGGAUGAUGCAACAUACUUACCUGGACGGGGUCAAUGGGUGAUCAACAAGGCCCAUGGCCUAGGUUGGUGACCUCCAUUGCACUUAGGAGGGGUGCUCGCCUAUGGUCUCCCCAAGUGGGAGAGCCAACGUCAUAAUUUGUGGCAGUGGGGGCCUGCGUUCGCGCGGCCCCUGU
This is a messenger RNA of Humulus lupulus (European hop), 2720 nucleotides long. RefSeq names its product amino acid transporter AVT3B. Bases 334 to 1638 code for a protein of 434 amino acids. The transcript has a single exon. Gene Ontology annotation, cellular component: vacuolar membrane. Gene Ontology annotation, molecular function: amino acid transmembrane transporter activity. The record is from RefSeq and is a predicted model, not a curated record. Lineage: Eukaryota; Viridiplantae; Streptophyta; Magnoliopsida; Rosales; Cannabaceae. Gene Ontology annotation, biological process: amino acid transmembrane transport.